Macrosiphum euphorbiae (potato aphid) is the source of this 225-nucleotide messenger RNA. Lineage: Eukaryota; Metazoa; Arthropoda; Insecta; Hemiptera; Aphididae. The record is from the annotation of a GenBank genome assembly.
AUGGAUAAGGAAAUAAUAGACCUCACAUUGAGUGAUGAUGAAGCAGAUGAACCUACACCUUCGACAAAAGAAGAACGCGAAUUGGCAGAACGAGUCGACGCAGUGCAAUAUCCGUUAUUGUCGCCAGUCGAUUCUGAAUUAAUAGAGGAAGCAAUUUUAUUAAGAAAUCAAAGCCAGGAAGCAAUUAUGUUCAAAUUAAGACAACAAAGCCAACCUAAAAAAUAA